Oryza brachyantha (malo sina) is the source of this 1345-nucleotide messenger RNA. Its product is annotated as G-box-binding factor 1. The coding region runs from base 114 to 848 and encodes 244 amino acids. Gene Ontology annotation, biological process: regulation of DNA-templated transcription. Gene Ontology annotation, molecular function: DNA-binding transcription factor activity. The transcript has a single exon. Lineage: Eukaryota; Viridiplantae; Streptophyta; Magnoliopsida; Poales; Poaceae. The record is from RefSeq and is a predicted model, not a curated record.
CACCAACACCCAGACGAUCCAUCGAUCGUCCAAACCGCAGCUAUACUCUACUACGACCACGCUAGCUACAAAGCAGAUAGCUUUUUUGGCCAAGAAGAGACAAGAGCAAGAUCAUGUACCACCACCACCAUGGCCAUGGCGAGGUGGCGAGCCUUCACCUCCUCUCGCCGCCGAACCCUCCCUUCUUCGGCGCCGCGGCGCGCCACCACCACCACAGCCUGAACAUGGCGCUGCCGCCUCAGGCCUACUUCGUCCCCGCCGCGCCGCCGCCUUUGCAGGAGGCGGCAUCUGCCGCCAUGCUCACCGCCGGCGCCGGCGUUGGCGUCGACGACGACGCGAUGGAGGUGGAGGUGUUCGAGCUGGAGCGCAUCCUGCAAGAAGCGGCAGGUCGUCUUGCCGGCGGCGGCGGCGGCCGCAAUGGCUCGCCCAGCUCGGGCUCAGAUGACGUCGGGGGAGGGUACAGCUACCACGGUCGCGGCGUGGCUGCCGCGGCGGAGGACGAGCGGCGGCGGCGGCGGAUGGUCUCGAACCGGGAGUCGGCGCGGCGGUCGCGCAUGCGCAAGCAGCGGCAGCUCAGCGAGCUGUGGGCGCAGGUCGAGCACCUCCGCGGCGCCAACCGCCGCCUCCUCGACGAGCUCAACCGCGCAUUGAGGGGUUGCGCCGACGUCCGCCGCGAGAGCUCUCGCCUCCGGGACGAGAAGGCCGAGCUCAUCAAGAAGCUCCAGCUGCUCCCGCAGCCGGCGCCGGAGAAGAACGCAUCCUCGCCGUCGGCCUCGAGCAACCACGGCAGUAGCUGCUCAUCGGAGCCAUGCAAGAACAGCACUACUACGACUACUGCUGCUGAAUGAAUUGCAUAAAUCAUUAUUAUCCAACAAAAUUUUCAGUUGAGAGGAUAAUAAUAACAAUUACUGUUUAUCAAUAAGAACAUGUAUAAGUAAACAAGGAUAGUUAUUGGAGAUGGAGGCAUUCAUGCAUGAGACAUGAGAGGUUGAUUUUCCUAUCUUGAGGAGGUUUUUGAUGUGUAUUUUUACAACUAAUUAUGUACUUACAAACGGAUAAAUUAACAUGGAUUAUAUGUACUAUAUAUUUACAAGUUGUAAAAUUGCAGUCCAAUUGAAGAGUGACAGGACAAAUGAUGGGGUAGAAGAAGCAUGCACAAAUCUACAAGUAGACUUGCCAGUCGCCAUAGUGUUGUGCAACUAUGAAGAAAAAAAAAUAGUGCCUUUCAUGUAAUGAUGUCAUGGUGUUCAACUAACAUGUAAUGGAUUAUGCUUUGGGGAUUGCUAAUGGACGGCAUGUUUUUUUUAAUGUUAACUUACCCAAUUUCUACUCCUCUUGUUCUGUA